Messenger RNA from Nerophis ophidion (straightnose pipefish), 11389 nucleotides. Its product is annotated as ataxin-1-like. Gene Ontology annotation, cellular component: nucleus. The coding region runs from base 620 to 3031 and encodes 803 amino acids. Gene Ontology annotation, molecular function: RNA binding; protein binding. Lineage: Eukaryota; Metazoa; Chordata; Actinopteri; Syngnathiformes; Syngnathidae. The transcript is spliced from 4 exons. The record is from RefSeq and is a predicted model, not a curated record. Gene Ontology annotation, biological process: negative regulation of transcription by RNA polymerase II; nervous system development.
CCAUCGGGCCGAUUGCAAGGGGCAAACGGAGGGGUAACUCCUGAACAGAGUCCUCACAAGAGGGAUCUGUAGCACAAAGGAGAGGACCGGGGAAGAGGACGCUGCAAGGAAGCACGUCUCGCGGGUCCAGAGUGGAAUCAUUGCACAUGCUCUGUAAGCUGGCAUCUGCAAGCGGUGGCAGUGGAAGGACCGCAGGUGAGGUUUCAAACUAUUGACAACAUACAUGCCACCCUGUGGGAUUCCAGCUCCAUCGUCCGGACACUGUGUUGGCAUCGCUUCUCCCUCACCCUGCUGCAGAAAGAUGGUAGUGCUAUGAAGCUGUGAGGGGAUUGUGCUGCUGCGUAUCUGCGCCGUUCACCUGAAGUCAACACAAUGGCCACACAAACCCACCCCCCCUCUGGGGUUUUUUAUUUCCACCAACAUUGUGGAAGAUCCAUCAGAGAUGAUACCACAUGAAGUUUAUGGAGCUCAAUUUAUGAGCUGGAGUGGCUGCAUCUUCUCUGGAUUGAGACCUGGAGCUGUAUGCUAGUGACCAUCCUAGCAAAGGGGAAAAAAAAUAACACUCAGAAAGAGAGACCGUGGAAGUGUCAACAAGGACAUUCAAAACAUAUCAGGCACAAUGAAAUCCAAUCAGGAGCGGAGUAAUGGAUGCCUGCCACCUAAAAAGCGAGAGAUCCUGGCACUGGAGCAGAGGCCAGUGGUAGUAGCUGCUGCAACUCCUCCUGUGGUCCAUCCUGAUCCCACUCCUCACACUGAGAACCUUGCAUGGCUGGCAAAUGUAGCCAGUGAACGGUGCAGGUCCAGAGACACAGAGAGUCCAAGACGUCCCAACUCUUCCACUUCCUCCUCUUCUCCUCCCCCUUCCAUCCCAACGUCAUGUACUCCCCUGUCUGCAGUGACGCUUGGCUCCCUACCUGCAGUCUACUCGACAACCAUUCCUCAGCACACGGGAACCAUCCAGUUUGCACAGCUCGGACCUAAUGUUCAGUUCAUCAGUUCUGGGCCCUACGCUGGCUACAUAUCUUCUCAUGUGGUCCCUGCAAAUACCAGCUCCGUGGGACAGCGCUCCCAGCUGGAUGGUUACACCACCGCCCUGAUAUCACCUAACACCAAAGGAGAGCAGCAGUUCCAAAUUGGCGUCCCUCCAACAGAGCUUGCCCCUGUUACCCUUUCAAACUCUCCACAAAUAACCAACCAGUACAUACAUCUCGAUAACAGAACACCUCUGACCGUCAGUGGAACCGCCAUCUCAUCACCUGGAGCCCACCUCCAGCUCCACCCUCACUCUGCUGUCCUCCCUCAAACACUCACCCUUGCUCCCUCGCAGCUGCUGGUUCAGUAUUCAGAUGGUUUUGUGGGAAAGAAACCAGAGGUGCAUGCCAAGGGUAUGCUGAAUGGCGAGCUUGAAGUCGUCAAACAGAUUAAAGCUCCUACUCAAAUGGUAAAUCAUCAUCAAGUCCAGAGUUAUGAGGCUAGACACAUUCUUGUGCCUGCAGAGUAUGGCCAGAACCCAUCCGGACUCCAGACCUCAUUGGUACUUGUAGCCCAGCCAAACCAUGGAGCUGAUCAGGAACAGAGCACCAAUAAGAUUUCCUUACUUCAGACCGAGAAGGGCAGCAUCUGUUUGGGGAAACCGAUGUCUAGAUCUUCUUCUUUCUCCUCCCUCUCAUCGUCAGAGGUGGUGAAAACUAUCGCCCCCCAUGCAGUCAUGCAGGCCACUCUUCCCGCUGAAGAAAUACCUGUCAGUCUUUAUUCCUCCACACAAGCUCCAAUCAUCGGCUAUUUCACCAGUGCCAACCAGCAUGCAGUUAGUUAUCACACAGCACUGCCUCAGCACUUGGUCAUUCCUAGUGGUCAGUCCUUGCUCAUCCCAGUCAGCAGCGCCAACAAUGGCACAGAAACAGAGGUGAGCCGUGCUGUUAGCUCCCUGACUGCUACCACAACACCCCAGAUAUCCACUGCCAUGCCUCAUGCCUAUCUCGCCACAGCCCUGUCCAAAUGUGAGCCAAUUGGCACAGAUGGAAAUCAAGUACCCCGCGCUGUAGCCCCAGCACACCCUACCUUGCCCUCAAACCCAGCCCCUGCAGUGGUGACAGCUCCCUCUCCAGUCCCAGCUCCAAUCCCUGUUUCUGGCAAUGCUCCAGUCUCCACUUCCAUCCAAGCUUCUCCCACCAUCUCCUCUCCUUCCUCCCCCGUGGCCCUACCGCCAUUCUUCAUGAGAGGUUCCAUCAUUCAGCUCGCCGAUGGGGAGCUGAAGCGUGUGGAGGAUCUCAAAACCGAGGACUUCAUUCAAAGCGCGGAGAUCAGCAGUGAACUGAAGAUCGACUCCAGUACCGUUGAGCGUAUCGAUUGUGGCCAGACUCCCAACGCUGUGGUCAUACAGUUUUCUGUUGGGGAGCUCAAAGCCCAGGUGUGUGUGGAGGUUCUGGUGGAAUAUCCCUUCUUUGUAUUUGGUCAGGGCUGGUCCUCCUGUUGUCCUGACCGGACCACUCAGCUAUUUGAGCUGUCCUGUGCUAAGCUGUGCGUGGGGGACGUCUGCGUAUCUCUGACACUUCGCCGGCUGAGAAAUGGUUCGCUACAAGACACCGAAGCUUUGGGGGCCAGGCUGAAGACGGCCCGAAUGUCGGACCCCUGCAACAACACAGAGCUCAUGAAUCAGAGGCCAAACACUGCAACCAGUAACACCGGUCUUCUUAUGAAGGCCUCUGGUGUAGAGAGAGUGCAGACAUCUGCACCUGCGCCAGGACGAGGGGGACCAACCCAAAUGGGACUAAAUCCGAGAUCAGUGGAAGGAAUCUCUGGAAUUGCAGAUGUGAAAAUAGAUAUGGCCACACCGUCCAAAAUCCAGUGCAGAGAUCCAGAAAGAACCUCUGUUCGAAAGAGAAGAUGGUCCGCUCCAGAGCGGGACCAGACUGAGAGAGCAGAGGGGGAGCCUCCGUCAACUCUGCCCUCCAUCAUCCCUCAGGAGGUAAAAAUCAGCAUAGAGGGCCACUCAAGCAGCGGCAGAGAAAGAUGCUUGAACAAACCGUAGACUGUCUGGGGAGCCAGGGGGGCUAAAAAACGAAAUUUAUUGGCAUUGUGUUCGCGCCCUGUUGUGUUCUCUCUACUGAGACUACUAUAAUAACAUUGCAGAGUUGACACAGGACCACCAUUUUAUUUCUGCCAUUUGUCGGAUGCCGAGUGCAGUGAGAGGUCGCACACUCAGUGCAAUCAGUGCAAUCAAUGCUGAAAGCAAAAAUGAAUGCAGUGUGAAUGUGGAGCGUGUGUUGCUAAGAUUCCUAUUAGCAUGUCAGAACAGAUGCCCAUGUGGAGAAGGCGGGUCGUCAGUUUUUUUGGGUAGUAGUUACGUCACAAGUACAAUUAAGAGGGGAAAAACGACCACUUCAAAUUAAUAUUUGCCAAUAUUAAUUUGGUAAUAAUCAUACCAGAGCUCUUUGACGCGUCACACAUCUGUCGAAUCUUUACUAUCGCUCAAGCUUUCACACCGCAGCGAGUGUGUGUGUUGGUGUGUUUUGGGCACACAGAGCACAUGGGGUCGGGUUUGAAUGUAAACCACUUUUUGUCCUCAUGUUGUAAAAUCAAAGCUGUGUUGUUUGCUGCACCAGCGUUGCGUGAGUUUGAUAUUUGAUGCGUUUGCAAUAUGUGUGCGGCAGUGGUCGCACAUACACACAUUCCUUAUACAACUAUACUAAAGAGAUUGUGCAACGGCAAUAUUCAGGUGUCGUCAAACCUCGCUGUUAUGCAGCAUUUCUAUGAUAAAGGGAACCGAGACACGGCCAGUGAUGUACUGUAUCCUGAUAUGUGCAUAGCAAGUGUCAAAACAAGCAUGUCAUUGAAACCCUUUUGUACCUUUGGUACUUGACUUUUACAACUUCAGAACACAUGUAUACCUUUACAUACUGUAGGCGCUGUGCGGUGCAUUGGUCUAUAUUGUACGGAUUUAGAUUGGAAUAUGAACAAGAGCAGGCAAGUCCACUGCAUCAAUCCUGGGCCACUUUAAAGCUGCACAGCAACAAAGCAGCACUGCAUUUUUAAACAUGGCUGACGUGCCAGCAAACCAUUGCCUUAUUAUGCAUCUGCAUCAGACAGAAUGCGACCUCAACCUGCUUUUGGCGUAAAGUAGCCUGCCAGAUUGAAUUUUUUGCUCCAGUCUUGUUCGCCAGAAAAAUAUGUGAUCUUCCAGUUUGCUACAUCACCAUCUGCAUUCUCCAUUUGCACCCUCACGACAAACUAAAUGCCACUUCUCACCUGCUCAGUACUACUAGCUCUACUUCACCACGGGGUAGUUGGUUUUCCACUUUUACAAAGCAAACUGCGAAAACUUCUCCACAUUGAACGCAUCAGUAUAUUAAGUGUCCGGUAAAAAAAAAUAGCCACGUGGAGAUUGUGGGCAACUGCAGCAAAGUGGAGACUGUGGAGUAUGAUACUGCACUGUGUCCACAUCUAAAGCCCAGUAAGCAAACAUUACCUUUGUUUAUCUUUGUAAAUCCUCAAAUACUACAAUGUUAAUGAAAAAUUCUGCCCCACUGAUGAGCAACCAGCAAUGGAUUUCCUUUACCACAGGUGUCAAACUUCUGGCCCACAGGCCAGGAAUAUAUACACAUUAAGGUGCAUAAGGCCUGCAUGGCAAAUUCCAUCAAAUAAGAACUUAAACUUGCUCCAAGUGUACUCACCACUACAUACAGUAUACAUUGUAUGUCAAAUAAAUAACACCGCUGGCCACAGGUGUCAAACUCAAGGCCAGGGGGGCCAGAUAUAGCCCGCCACAUCAUUUUAUGUGGCCUGCAAAAACCUCGACACAUGAGUCAAUAGGGCAUUUUGUCCUUUUUGCCAAACAUGUUUCAAUUUUGAAAGAAAAAAAUGCACGGCAUGCAACUGCAGUUCUUCUUUAACUCAGUAUUAUUUGAGGCAAAUAGCUAUUCCGGGCCAUCCAUCCAUCCAUUUUCCUCUGCUUAUUUGAGGUCGGGUCUCAAGAGCAGCAGCCUAAGCAAAGAAGCCCAGACAUCCCUCUUCCUAGCCACUUCGUCCAGCUCCUCCCGGGGGAUACCGAGGCAUUCCCAGGCCAGCCGGGAGACAUAGUCUUCCCAACGUGUCCUGGGUCUUCCCCUUGGCCUUUUGCUGGUCGGACGUGUCCCUAAUACCUCCUGAGGGAGGCGUUCUGGUGGUAUCAUGAGCAGAUACCCAAACCACCUCGGCUUUACUCUGAGCUCCUCCCGGAUGACAGAGCUUCUCACCCUAUAACUAAGGAAGAGUCUAAGGAAGAGACCCGCCACCCGGCAGAGGAAACUCAUUUCGGCCGCUUGUACCCGUGAUCUUGUCCUUUCGGUCAUAACCCAGAGCUCAUGACCAUAGGUGAGGAUGGGAACGUAGACCGACUGGUAAAUUGAGAGCUGAGCCGGAAGGCAAAGCUCUCAAUUUACCGUCCUUCACCACAACGGAUCGGUACAGUGUCAGCAUUACUGAAGACGCCGCACCGAUCCGCCUGUCGACCUCACGAUCCACUUUUCCCCCACUCAUAAGCAAGACUCCUAGGUACUUGAACUCCUCCACUUGAGGUAAGAUCUCCUACCCAACUUGGCAAUGGCACUCCACCCCUUCCCGGGCGAGAACCAUGGACUCGGACGUGGAGGGGCUGAUUCUCAUCCCAGUCGCUUCACACUCGGCUGUGAACCGAUCCAGUGAGAGCUGAAGAUCCUGGCCAGUUGAAGCCAUCAGGACCAAAUCAUCUGCAAAAAGCGGAUACCUAAUCCUGCAGCCACCAAACCGGAUCCCCUCAACGCCUGACUGCGCCUAGAACUUCUGUGCUUAAAAGUUAUGAACAGAAUUCUACAAUAGCUGAACUUUAAUUUGUGGUUGUCCCUUUCACUGAUUGCAAAACCAGUUUUCCAUCAUUUUGUUCGCAAACACAGAGAUAAUAAUUGUCUAGUAAUAUAAUUUGGCCAUUUUGCAUCAUUGUUGUAUCACAAAUUACUAGUAGAAGGCAGCCAUUACUAUGAUGUGGCCCACAGAAUAAAUCAGUUUUGACACUCCUUCAUGGGCCACGGUGGUAUUAGGAAGAUGCAGUGUGCUAACCAUUCUCACUUACGGUGUCAUAAUACAAUUGAGGUAAAAAUAAUUGAAUUGCACACAAUUAAUAACAAUACCACUUUACUUUAACCUGGCCGUACAAAAUAAUACUUUACAAACACAGUUGAAAAUGGUAAUUCUAACAACAAGAAGGUAUGCUGGCAAACACUUGCUUCUCAGACUUGCCAACCUGAUUGAGCGUAAGACUACCGAAAAUUGACCUUGUCUACCGACAUCCCGACUGAAGUCACAAACCUCCUGGAUUCUGUAGUUUUCGUGUACAUAUAAAAUACUGUAGCUUUUGUCCGUAUGUAAAAAGGAUGACAACAACAAUCACUUCAUUAAAACAAGCAACCACACCUGUCUCAAAAUGCACAGGAAUUGGUUCUCACUCAUAUUUAUCUCACCCUCGGUUUUCCCCGCGCUUAGUCCACUCACCAGUCCUGAUGCAUUUACGGACACGCAGACUGUCCUGUAAUAGAACUCUUCAAGCAGGACCUAAUCCUCUUCGGCCUGCGAUCUGAAGUGUGAUUGGAAUUUUGGCCCCCUGUGCGAUAGAGUUUGACACUCCUGACCUAUACGGUAUCAUCUUGGCAACUCCGGCUAACCAGGCACUAGAAAUAGUACCUGCUUUGUGAGCUAAGUACUAUGCAGUGGAAAAGAGGCCUAAUGGUCUGUGACCCUAAGAGCCCAAUCAGUUCGAAUGUUCCCCAAAUACUGUUUCGUCUCAGCUUGUUUAUUUCUUUUGUCAUUUUGGAGUUUUAGGUCAGGGCUAUUCAACUGGCCAAGUUUAGCCCGUAAAUGACAUCAGACAUGCACGCCAUUUCUGUUCACGACAUUGUAGCGACCAAAAUUAAGGCAGCAAAUUUCUGAAAAACAGCUCAGUGUUGCUGUCAUAGAGGAGGAUCUUUGACCGGCAUUCAGUUCUAUUUUAAGGCUUCAUUUCUGACUGUAUGUGUGACCUCAGUUGGUGAGGUCACACAUUUGAAUGGACAUUUUCAAAUGAUAGCACCUAAUAUGUGGGAUUACGUGUCCCGGGAGAACACUUGAGUGAAGUAGCCCUGCUCUAAGUCAUACUCUCCAACGAACGAGCCAAUAUGCCAAAAUGUUUUUGUAAGUGACGGCAACAAAUAAAGACAACAAAACAACCAGGUAAAAAAAUGAAACGCAAGAUGGUCAAUAUUUAUUAAGAACUUUAAGAGUUUGAUUGAUUGAUUGAUUGAAACUUUUAUUAGUAGAUUGCACAGUACAUUACAUAUUCCGUACAAUUGACCACUAAAUGGUAACAACCGAAUAAGUUUUUCAUCUUGUUUGAGUCGUGGUCCACGUUAAUCAAUUCAUGGUAAUUCUAGAGUCCAUUUUAUAAUUGUGUUUGUUCACUUAUUUAAGAUAAUGAAAAGUUCCUGACCAUCCAAUUACAUUGGUAGAAAAAUACCAAUGAGAUAUUAAAGUUUAUCGUGUUUGAAAGGGUUACUUUCAUCAUUAUUAUAUACCGUAUUUUUCGGAUUAUGAGUCGCUCCGAAGUAUACGUCGCACCGGCCGAAAAUGCAUAAUAAAGAAGGAAAAAAACAUAUAUACGUUGCACUGGAGUAUAAGUCGCAUUUUUGGGGGAAUUUUAUUUGAUAAAACCCAACACCAAGAAUAGACAUUUGAAAGGCAAUUUAAAAUAAAUAAAGAAUAGUGAACAACAGGCUGAAUAAGUGUACGUUAUAUGACGCAUAAAUAACCAACUGAGAAGGUGCUUGGUAUGUUAACGUAACAUAUUAUGGUAAGAGUCAUUCAAAUAACUACAACAUAUAGAACAUGCUAUACAUUUACCAAACAAUAUGUCACUCCUAAUCCAUAAAUCCGAUGAAAUCUUCUUCCUCGAUGUCGCUUCUAAACAACUCUGCCAACUCCAAAUGUAUGCACCGCUUCCUCUUGUCGUUUUCUGCUGCAUAUUUCACUAGGUCCAACUUGUAAUCUGCAGUACAUGAUUUCCUCUUCGGUGCCAUUUUUGUUCAGUCCUUCUCAGUUUUUAUAAAUUACCGCCAACGAUGAAAUGAUCCAUCUUAACAGCUACGGCAGUACCGUAUAGCAUAUAGCAGUUAGCAUUCCAUGACCCACAAUGCACUUCUGCCAUGACCCUCCCCCGCCGAAUUCUUAUUGGUGAACGUGUGUGUUACGAUUGCUAACAUUUUGUUUGUCUCUUCUGCGAAUGAGAUAAACAAUAUUAUUUGAUAUUUUACGAUAAUGUGUUAAUAAUUUCACACACAAGUCACUAUGCAAAACAAAUGCGACUUAUAGUCAGAAAAAUACGGUAUUAUGAUUACAUUAGUACUUUCAUUUGGUCUGACAAUAAUAUCAAUGUAUCGUCCAGCAAAAUGUGAUAUCAAAACAACUACCUGUGCUGAAAGCGCAAAGCAUGAAAAAAACUUACAUACACAUUGACAAAAAAGCAUGGUCAAUAGGGCCGAAAGUGUCUGAUAUGUCAGGUAAUCAUUGUGUUGUUAGAGAUGUUACAAAACCAUGUUGGCUGACGAUUAAGAACAAGGCCAACCUCUUUUCCCCUAUGAAGUUCUUUCUACACCUGCUACUAUCUGGUAUUUCCUUGUAAGAAUAGAGCCAAAAUCCUACAGUUCAUACUCAGGAAGGGUGUGUGUUUGUGUGUGUGUGUGUGUGUGUGUGUGUGUGUGUGUGUGUGUUAAUGUAAAUGGACGAUCACAUGUGUUUGUGUACAUUCUGAGCAGCAGCACUUUUGGAGAAGCACCCGGCGGGUGUAGGACACCCCACGGGGGUUAAUCAGCGGACUGUUUUUUCAUCCUGUCCUACACGUGUAACGAUGGCAGGGAAUGUAAACACUUACGGGACAAACUAUCUCACAUUUAUUUUUGAUGAUGGAUAGAGCUACUCUUUAGAGAAAGACUUACUGAGAGCCGGCCAGUGUUGAUUUGUACAGUAAAGUGUAUCCUAGCGAGUGUACAGUGUGUGUAUAGAUAUUCUACCCCCUAUGUAACCUAUGUACUGGAUGUGCCACGGGCGCCCCUUUUCUUCAAUCAUUCCAUUGACGCACCUGUCCAAAGUGGCCCCCGCUCAUGAAUGUGACGCCGCCUUUUCAACCUGGCCUCCUUGUCCUCGCACAGCGUACAAAUCCCCAUUCACCGUGACAGCCAGUGACCUUUUCUAACUCCUGUGAGGUGUUUUUUUUCUUCCUGUAAACCCCAAAAAAAGACAAACAAACCCAGACUGUUCUGUUUGUGUUCUGCUCCGGCUAAACACUGCCCGCUGACUGUUCUCCCGACCCACGCUCUUCACCUCAAUGUACCGCCACGCAGACACAAUACGGGUUCCGCUUGGUUUUCUUUCAUGUUUCAUUUAUUUACAGGGUAAAACGGAAGGUUUGUUUUGCGUUUAUUCUGCAACUAUGUUUACUUUAUCUUCCUAAUUGAUAAUGUAGGGGGAGGAAUGUUAGGGUCACACUGAACAAGAACAUUCACGAGACCAAGUCUGAACAUUUUGAGAAAACAAGGUUAUUAAAAAAACAACAACAACCAAAUAAAGACAGUCGUACAAGUGAAAAGUGUGAUAAUCAUUGAGGAACAAAAAAGACAAAAUGAAUAAAUAACUUAAAUGUGUCAUCAAUUAAUUAGGAAUUAAACACAUAAAUGUGUUAAUAACUGUAUCAAUAAUGUAUUUAAUGCAAAAGUACAUUUUAAUUAUGUUAUAUUUUAAUUAAUUAUUGAGUUCAUGAUUUUAACAUUAAAUUAAUUAUUUCAUUAUUUUAAUAAUUGAUGUGAUUAUUUCACAAACCUCUAUAUUAUGGAGGGUCAAAUGGGAAAAAAAAGAAACAAAAAUGGAUAUCUUUGAAUAAUGUGUCAUUAACAAAUUAAAAUUGGAAUUAAAUACUAUUUAAAGUAAAAGUGUGUUCAAUCAUUUAAUUAUUUUUGUAUUUCAUGAUAUAAAUAUUUUAUGAAUAAAUCCAUCCAUCCAUCCAUCCAUUUUCUAUUGCUUAUUCCGUUCAGGGUUGCGGGGGGGGGGGCUAUCUCAUUCACACUCUAGGGCCAAUUUAGUGUUGCCAAUCAACCUAUCCCCAGGUGCAUGUCUUUGGAAGUGGGAGGAAGCCAGAGUACCCGGAUAGAACCCACGCAGUCACAGGGAGAACAUGCAAACUCCACACAGAAAGAUCCCGAGCGCAUGAUCUAGCCCAGGACCUUAGAUCGUGAGGCAGACGCACUAACCCCUGUCACACCGUGCUGCCCAUAAUAAAUCAUUUAUAAAAAAAUGCUUCAUGAACCGCUGUGCUUCAUGAAUUGAUUUUAGCUGUCUGAAGCCUGGAACUUCGAAGUCUUUCAAAACAUUGCGGCUGCGGAGGAUAAACUCAUAGUUUUUCGGGAGUUGGAAGUACUGUAGAUAUUUGCUACCUUGCGGAAGAUGUGGAAGCAAAACCUGCCGAUCUAGAGCAUGUGGAAGUUAAAGGGGAAUGGCCAUUUGAAAGAAAAUGUUGCUUAUCGUUCACAAUUUUAUGAGAGACAAGAACACACGUCUUUUUCUUUUUAGGAUUUUAAAGAUGAUAACAAACCGCUUGGAAGACGCAGCUAAUGGGACUCACCACUGCAGCCUUCAAAGCCCUCGAAAACUACUUUAAAACCCUCCAUCAGUGUUUUAUCUACACACUGCAAGUCUAUAUAUAAUGUAAUAACAGACAUGUUCAUAACAACAUGCAAUAUGUACAAUAUUUACUGUAUUUUCGUCAUUUUAAAUAUUGCCGAAACUAAUUCUUCGGUGCAUUUAUUUCUGUUUCCAGAGCAACUGACUUCUGGCAACAAAUGUGUGUUCCUACUUCCAGAAACAAACGCGAGUUUGUGCUAAUCAUGAAGAACUUGGUAACAGACAACAAAGACGACUACUUUUGGACUAAGGAGGAUUCACAACCUUAUCUUUUUGAAGCUGAAUAUACGGGGAUGAACUACUGGUUAAAGAAGCGAGCACGGAGAAGAGGGUGAGACGAUGGAGCAGACGGAAACCGAGAGAAAGAAGUCGGCGUGACACAAAUCUGCAAAUGUGUAAUUAGGAGACAUGCUAUUUCGACAUAAAUGGCGUGAUUACCCCCAAAUAAUCCGUGAAAAAUUGUCCCGGCCUGCUGGACCAAACAGACAACUGUCCAUCCAGUGAGUCACACUUAAUAUCGAUCAUGAUACAUGCAGCACGUCAUGCGCGUUAUUAAAACUAUGGUACAUAUGCUGUCUGGCUAGCUGUGUACUAACAAAUCAUGAAAUAUCAGCUAAUACUUUACAAAUACUGUUAUAUGAUUGUUCAUGUUUUUCAGCCAGUGCCGAUUGCUGUC